CAACCAUGGAUGAGGCGCAAGUUGUGGAGUCAAAGGAUGGAACCAUCUCGGUUGCUUCUGCAUUUGCUGGUUAUCAGGAAGCUGUGCAAGACAGGGAUCACAAAUUCUUGACAAAAGCAGUGGAAGAAGCAUAUCGAGGAGUCGAUUGCGGUGACGGAGGUCCAUUCGGAGCAGUUGUCGUCUGUAAUGACGAAGUAGUAGUCAGCUGCCAUAACAUGGUUCUGAAGCACACUGACCCUACUGCGCAUGCUGAAGUAACUGCAAUUAGAGAGGCUUGCAAAAAGCUUGGGAAAAUUGAGCUCUCAGACUGCGAAAUUUACGCGUCCUGCGAGCCAUGCCCAAUGUGCUUUGGUGCAGUUCAUCUCUCCCGAAUCAAGAGGCUGGUUUAUGGGGCCAAGGCAGAGGCUGCCAUCGCCAUUGGAUUUGAUGACUUCAUUGCAGAUGCUCUGAGAGGCACUGGGUUCUACCAGAAGGCCAACUUGGAGAUCAAGAAAGCUGACGGCAAUGGUGCAUUGAUCGCUGAGCAAGUCUUUGAAAAGACUAAAGAGAAGUUCCAGAUGUACUGA
This is a messenger RNA of Zea mays, 566 nucleotides long. Its product is annotated as cytidine deaminase 2. The transcript is spliced from 5 exons. Bases 6 to 566 code for a protein of 186 amino acids. The record is from RefSeq and is marked provisional. NCBI's taxonomy places the organism in Eukaryota, Viridiplantae, Streptophyta, Magnoliopsida, Poales, Poaceae. Gene Ontology annotation, molecular function: guanosine deaminase activity; zinc ion binding. Gene Ontology annotation, biological process: purine nucleoside catabolic process.